CGGCAUAUGUGGGAUACGGAGUCAGGCUCAAUUGGGUUGAUGUCGUGUGAUGAUGAUGAUGAUGAUGAUGAUGAUGAUGAUGAUGAUGAUGAUGAUGAUGAUGAUGAUGAUGAUGAUGAUGAUGAUGAUGAUGAUGAUGAUGAUGAUGAUGAUGAUGAUGAUGAUGAUGAUGAUGAUGAUGAUGAUGAUGAUGAUGAUGAUGAUGAUGAUGAUGAUGAUGAUGAUGAUGAUGAUGAUGAUGAUGAUGAUGAUGAUGAUGAUGAUGAUGAUGAUGAUGAUGAUGAUGAUGAUGAUGAUGAUGAUGAUGAUGAUGAUGAUGAUGAUGAUGAUGAUGAUGAUGAUGAUGAUGACGAUGACGAUUUACCAAUGCAGAUUUACGCAGCGCAAUGUCUGUCUCGUAUAUUUAUUUACUAGUAUCUGGUCGGCACCAAGCCC
Molecule: messenger RNA, 435 nt
Organism: Closterium sp. NIES-67
Lineage: Eukaryota; Viridiplantae; Streptophyta; Zygnematophyceae; Desmidiales; Closteriaceae
Source: the annotation of a GenBank genome assembly